AUGCAAUAUGACCUUUCAUCAUUUAAUGUACGAAUCAUACCGAUGACUGAAGCCAAACAAGAUUUAAUCGAGUUAUCAUCAAAUCCUUUAGAUGUAUGGAUAAAUACACAUUAUGAUGAAUUGUGUGCAGGUAUGACGUGUAAAAAUGCUCUAUUCUGCAAACCAUCAGACAUGAAAGACAAGAAUUUUCAAAUGAGUAUUAAGGAUAAAUGUGAUAAGAAACAGAGAAGAAUAGAUGGUAAACAGACAUGGUAUUAUGUUUUGAAAGAAGAAAUGAAAGGAUUAUAUAAACAGGUUGAACCAAACGAUAAUGAGGAUUCAUUUACUGAUGAUGAAAUACCUGUAAAUGAAGCUUUAUAA
Messenger RNA from Trichomonas vaginalis G3, 360 nucleotides. RefSeq lists its product as uncharacterized. The coding region runs from base 1 to 360 and encodes 119 amino acids. The record is from RefSeq and is a predicted model, not a curated record. The transcript has a single exon. NCBI's taxonomy places the organism in Eukaryota, Parabasalia, Trichomonadida, Trichomonadidae.